Messenger RNA from Bursaphelenchus okinawaensis, 1251 nucleotides. Lineage: Eukaryota; Metazoa; Nematoda; Chromadorea; Rhabditida; Aphelenchoididae. The record is from the annotation of a GenBank genome assembly.
AUGGAUGAGGAAAUGGAAGUAGCCGAGAUCAGGUUCGCCGAGAACCUAUGUUCAUGUUCUCCAAAGAUCAGACGGCGAGCAUUGAACCGGCUUCACGAUUUUAUCAAAAAUCAAACACAGAAACGAGGUAAGUGAUUGACUUUGGUUACCAUGUGUUUAGAAUUUACUCCAGAAUCUUUUAACCGGCUCUGCCGAGGUCUACAUUAUGCUAUGUGGAUGCAGGACAAGAUGUUACUUCAAGAAGAGUUGUCUGAUGAAUAUGGAUCGUUGGUAAAUCUGUACAACACUCACGAGGAAGCUAUAGAGUACAUGAGGUCAAUGAUGUAUACCUUAUCUAAACAUUGGUUGAAUAUUGACAAAUGGAGAAUGGACAAGUUUUUACAGGUAAUAACAUAACCUUCCCACCUAAAUUUGAAGACCAAAGUGUUGUUUAUUUUAGGUAGUAUUUUCUUGACCUGAGUUUGUUUUAAUUUUAGAUGAUGAGAAGAUUGUUCAGAGCCUUUUUCGUGUAUUUGAAGAACAAGAAUUGGGAUGAAGAGCUGGUGGAAUCUAGUAUAUUAUUCAUGAGACAAACACUGAUAACUGGCGAGGAAUCGGGGAUCCACGAAUCUUUGAAGAUGCACUUUGCCACACUGUAUAUUGAAGAGCUUGACUAUGCUGGAGAUUUGAGCAAGAAACAAGUUAUUACUUUCAUCAAGCCUUUUGUUGAAUUGAUGAAGAGGACAUGCAGGUAUGAUAAUAUCUUGUUUUGGAAGUGUAUUAUUUUUAUGUUUAGUUUAUAUUAAAAUUAUAUUUGCAGCGAUUCUUUGAUGAAGUCCGUGUACACUGAGAUCUUCCACACCAUCCUCGAGGGUUAUGCUGCUGAACUGGAGAAGAAAGAAGGUAACAAGAAGGUGGAAGGAGACUUGAAAGGUGAUGGAGCUCCGAUCGAGUUUGACUACGCUGCCAUUAUUGAGCUUUUGAAGGAAGCAGUGACAUCAGAAACGAUGAAUUCGAAGAAAAAGAAGAAGCUACAGCCUUUGAUUGCUCAGUAAGUUGGUUUAGAUAUAAUUUGAUGUAUUUAGGUUUGAAGAAGUGGCCAGAGGAGAGAAUCCCUUCAAAGAUAUUAUGGAACCAGACAGGAAAGAUCCUUUGUCAAAUGAGAUGAUCAGCAAAGCUGUUGAUAAGUUGCAUUCCUUGGAGAGCAAGAUGAAGAAGGAUAAGAAGAAGUUCAAGGCGGUCAAGAGGACUAUUAAAAAGGCCAGGACUUGA